AUGUUUUUAUUUCGUGUUAUGCAUGCAGUCCCCUAUACUAAUAGGGAGUCUGUAAAAGAUAUAAUAGCAAAUUUACAUAGUUAUUUUACAUGUAACCUGUUAAUUGGAUUGGCAGUAUUACUAUCAUAUCGCCAAUUUGGUGGUAGACCAUUAGAAUGUAUGUUACCUAUGGGAUUUUCUGGAGCUUGGGAACAGUAUGCUGAACAAUAUUGUUGGGCAGAGGAUACAUAUUUUGUUCCAACAAAUGAAAAUGUUGAAAAUUAUACAAGUAAUCAUACACAAAAAAAACAAGUUAGUUAUUAUCAAUGGAUGCCUUUUUUUUUAUUAUUUCAAGCAGCAUGUUUUAAAAUGCCAACAUUUAUUUGGAAAUAUUUUGCAAGUCAAUCUGGUAUGAGAGUUGGUGAAAUUUUAAGAAUGGCUACAGAUCCUGUUAAUUCAAAUCCUGAAGAUAGAAAAUCAACAGUUGAAUCAUUAUCAUUACAUUUACAAGGAGCUUUAAGAUUUCAUAAACGUUUAAAAAAAAGAAAUUUAAUUCCUCAUAAAAUAUGUCGUUUUUUAAAUUUAAAAUAUUCAGGAUAUUAUGUAACAUUAAUAUAUUUUUUGGCUAAAUUUGGAUUUUUAUUAAAUAAUAUUUUUCAAUUAGAUCUUCUUCAAAAAUAUUUAAUUCCCGAUGCAACUGAGGCAUUUGGUUUAGAUGCAUUAACAAAAUUAUUAGAUUCUAAUAUAACAUGGAAAGAUCAUGGUAUAUUUCCAAGAGUAUCAAUUUGUGAUUUUGAGGUUCGUGAAAUGGGACAACGACAAAGGCAUACAGUUCAAUGUGUAUUAGUUAUAAAUAUAUUUACAGAAAAAGUUUUUAUUAUUUUAUGGUUUUGGUUUUCUCUUCUCUUUAGUAUAACUGUUUGUAAUAUGUUUGCUUGGAUAUUUUCUUUAUACAAUGAAACAUCAAGAACUCAUUUUAUUAUUAAUAAUUUAAUCAUGGGUGAUGUUAAAAGAGACUCUAAAUCUGAUGAAUUUUCAAGGAAAGUCAACAAAUUUGUUAAUCGUUAUCUUGGUUGGGAUGGAAUAUUAGUAUUAAGAUUAAUUUCACAACAUGCUGAUGUUGUUCUUACUGUUGAUUUAAUCUCAAAUUUAUGGGAGAUUUUUAUCAGUAUUGAAAAAAGAAGAGAAGAAAUUAAAAAUAUUGACAUUAAAUGGGAUAAAGCAUUAAGAAAAUUUUCAAAAUUAGAAAGAUCAGAAGAAUAUGACAAACUUUUUGGUUUACAAAAAGACCAUGAAAAUAUUAAAAAAAGAGAAGUAAAAGAUGACACAACAUCAAUUAAAGAAAAAUCUCGUUUACAAAGAUCAUUUAGUGGAGAGUACCUUGUAAAAUCUGAUUCUAGUGAUGAUGAUGAUGAUGAUAUAUCUAGAAAGUUAUCAAAACAAAAAGAAGUAAUAUCACGAAAAAAUUCUAUAAUAAUAAAAUCUAACAUAAAAAAUAAUCAAGACUAA
Messenger RNA from Strongyloides ratti, 1488 nucleotides. Its product is annotated as Innexin family-containing protein. The record is from RefSeq and is a predicted model, not a curated record. Gene Ontology annotation, cellular component: plasma membrane; gap junction. NCBI's taxonomy places the organism in Eukaryota, Metazoa, Nematoda, Chromadorea, Rhabditida, Strongyloididae. The transcript has a single exon. Bases 1 to 1488 code for a protein of 495 amino acids. Gene Ontology annotation, molecular function: gap junction channel activity.